UAACGAACUUUGCAUAUUUAACCCUUUAUGCCACAUGUAUAAAGUUCCUCUCUUCUUCUUCCAAACCUCCCAUUAUUAAUUAAUCUCUGCAACAUAUUAUGUGCAGAUCAUCCUUAAUAAUCAUCAAAACUUGAACACAUUCUUGAAAAAAAAAUUGAGUAAAAAUGGCGGAAGACCCUUUAGAAAAUGCAGGAACAGGAAGAAAAAAAAUGGUUCGAAUAGAAUCAGGGGCAGCAAGAGGGUUCAAGAGCCUUCAUUUUCUUGAUAAAACUACAGGAAAAGAAGCAGAUGCUUGGAAAAGUGUUGAGAAAAGAUUCCAUCAAAAUGCUGUUAAUGGAAUUCUUUUUAAAGACAAAUUUGGACCCUCUAUAGGAAUGGAAAGCAAGGAAUUUGCUGAGGAGUUGUUUGAUACAAUGGCAAGGAGAAAGAAGAUUAAUGCAGAAAAUGGGAUAACAAUUGAGGAACUUAGAGAAUUUUGGGAUGAUAUAUCAACUCAAUGCCCUGAUACAAGGCUUCAUAUUUUCUUUGACAUGUGUGACAAGAAUGGUGAUGGGAAACUAUCAGAAGAAGAGGUCAAGGAGGUUCUAGUGAUGAGUGCUGCAGCCAACAAAUUGACAAACUUCAAGAAACAUGCAGCAACACAUGCAGCUUUAAUCAUGGAAGAGUUUGAUCCUGAUCAUUUAGGAUAUAUUGAGCUAUGGCAACUUGAAUCUCUACUAAGAGGAAUGGUUGGAUCAGAAGAUGAGAAAAAGAACUUGAAGAGAUCACAAACACUAGCAAAAACCAUGAUCCCUAGACAAUAUAGAACUCCAGUGAGCAAAUUUUUUAGCAAAACUUCAGAGAAGAUACAUGAUAACUGGAAAAGAAUUUGGGUCGUAACGUUGUGGUUGUCCAUUAAUCUGAUACUAUUUAUAUGGAAGAUUCAACAAUUUAAGGGGAGAGAAGCCUUCAAGAUUAUGGGACAUUGUGUCUGUUUAGCUAAAGCUGCAGGGGAAACUCUCAAGUUCAAUAUGGCUCUAAUUCUCCUUCCAGUCUGCAGAAGAACUCUUACUCAGCUUAGAGAAUCUUUCCUUGGUUCUAUUAUACCUUUUGAUGAUAACAUCAAUUUUCACAAAAUGGUUGCCUUAGGAAUUACUGUAGGGGCCUUUAUUCAUGUAUUGUUUCACACAACUUGCAACUUUGUGAAGUUAGCGUCCUGCCCAGAGAGUAAAUUUAUGACAAUUCUUGGAAGCAAUUUUGGCUACGAUCAACCAACUUACAUGGAUCUGGUAGCAUCUGUUCCAGGCGUAACGGGGAUACUAAUGACCCUUUUCAUGCUUUUCUCCUUCACACUGGCAACACAUUCGUUCCGAAGGAAUGUCAUCAAAUUGCCAUGGUCAUUUCAUCAUUUGGCAGGAUUUAAUGCAUUUUGGUAUGCACAUCAUCUGCUGAUAUUCGUAUACGUGCUCUUGAUCCUCCACGGCUACUUCAUAUUCCUUACCAAAGAAUGGUACAAAAAGACGACAUGGAUGUAUCUUGCAGUCCCAGUACUUCUAUAUUCUACAGAAAGAGUUCUUAUCAUCAAUGAGAACCGCUACCACGUGAACGUCCAAAAGGCUGUUAUAUAUACAGGGAAUGUACUAGCACUAUAUAUGACUAAACCUCCAGGAUUCAGGUACAAGAGCGGAAUGUACCUGUUCGUUAAAUGUCCAGAUAUAUCAAACUUCGAAUGGCAUCCAUUCUCAAUCACUUCUGCACCGGACGACGACUAUUUAAGUGUCCAUAUACGUACAUUAGGAGACUGGACUACAGAGCUUAGAACCAGAUUCCAAAAGGCUUGUCAAGCUACACAAUCCAGGACGAGAAGUCUUAUUAGAAUGGAAACUAAAGCGUAUAACCCAAAGGAUUCGGAACAAUCUCAAGCCGAAUUUCCAAAGAUCAUUAUCAAAGGGCCUUAUGGUGCACCAGCUCAGAACUACAAGAAAUAUGAUAUCCUUCUACUAGUUGGCUUAGGAAUUGGAGCAACUCCAUUUAUCAGCAUUAUAAAGGACAUACUAAACCAGGAAUCUGGAUAUAAUCAGCAGGAUGACGAAUCAUCCAGCAAGAAAGGUCCUCAAAGAGCAUAUUUCUAUUGGGUGACACGAGAACAAGGAUCAUUCGACUGGUUCAAGGGUGUAAUGGAUGACAUUGCUGAACAUGACGAAAAUGAAGUGAUAGAAAUGCACAACUACUUGACUAGUGUUUACGAAGAAGGAGACGCACGAUCAGCACUAAUCACAAUGGUCCAGUCACUUCAACAUGCUAAAAAUGGAGUUGAUGUAGUCUCAGAAAGCAGGAUAAGAACACAUUUUGCUAGACCAAAUUGGAAAAGGGUGUUUGCUCAAUUGGCAGCUUCUCAUCCAUCAUCUCGCAUUGGUGUUUUCUACUGUGGAAGUCCCACACUUACCAAACCACUCAAAAAGUUGUGUCAAGAAUUUAGCUUAAAUUCAUCCACACGCUUCAACUUCCACAAAGAGAACUUCUAGAGUACGCGAUGAUUUCAUAUCUUGAGAGUUCACUACAAACGUCAGUAUCGAUAUGUUUGCAGUUAAAUUGUACUGUAUACUAGUUAGCUGUAAAAGUUUAUUUAGGGAAAUUUAAUAGUGGAUUUUCAUUUGUUGCAAAUUUGUACAUUCAGUCUCAAGUUUUUAUGUAUCUCUCCUUUAAGUUU
Molecule: messenger RNA, 2689 nt
Organism: Solanum dulcamara
Lineage: Eukaryota; Viridiplantae; Streptophyta; Magnoliopsida; Solanales; Solanaceae
Product: putative respiratory burst oxidase homolog protein H
Exons: 14
Coding region: 165-2504 (779 amino acids)
Cellular component (GO): plasma membrane
Molecular function (GO): calcium ion binding; peroxidase activity; NAD(P)H oxidase H2O2-forming activity
Source: RefSeq, a predicted model, not a curated record